CAGUUAUUAUUUUUUUUUAAUACACGAUCGACGAUUAUUGUCCCGAAAUAAUUUAGAAAUCAUGAAGUUAUUGUUUUGUUUUUCGAUGGUGAUAAUGGCCUGUUUGUUUAAGGAAGUGAUGAAUUGCCAAUCGGCAGAUGAUUGUGCACCCGACGAAUGUUGCCGUUUAGGCAUGGAUAGAUACGUCACUCCAUUCUGCCAGAAAAUUGGUCAGCGAGGAGACAGUUGCAUUCCCGGAAAUUUUCCUGAAGAUAAGAUCUUGUCUUACCCCGACGGAAGUACAUUGAAAGUAAGAGGAGUGUACAGAUUAAUGUGUCCGUGCCAAAGUUUCUUGCAGUGUGACGAAGGAAUAUGCCAAUAAUUAUUUCCCUUCCAUCCCUACCGGUUAAAUACGUUCCAGCGGAUAAUGGAUUUUAGCAUUUAAUCGCAUAUAUCAUCAUUUUUUCCUAUAUUAUAUUCAAUAAAAAUAAGCAAAAGCUA
Centruroides sculpturatus (bark scorpion) is the source of this 480-nucleotide messenger RNA. Its product is annotated as astakine-like. Bases 62 to 361 code for a protein of 99 amino acids. NCBI's taxonomy places the organism in Eukaryota, Metazoa, Arthropoda, Arachnida, Scorpiones, Buthidae. The transcript has 4 exons. The record is from RefSeq and is a predicted model, not a curated record.